AUUUUAUUGUGAAAAACUGUGUCCGGAAGUCACAUCUAUUUUUAUUCUGUCUCUGCUUCUACCGUUACGGUAUGUGACUGAGAAAGACUUACGGGAAGAGGAGAAGAGACUGUAGACGAGGGAUCGAUUAUAAGACUGGUGUUUUCAGGUGGCACAGAGCCUUUGGAGGUCGAUACCGUCCACAAAACCCAAGUUAUUCCGCUGGAUUUGGAAACGUUUCUGUAACAGUGACCGUUUAUUUGAUCUGAUACGGGAUGUCUGGACAGAGCAUUACAGACAGGAUAACCGCCGCUCAACACAGUGUCACCGGCUCGGCGAUUUCCAAAACUGUGUGCAAGGCGACCACACAUGAAAUAAUGGGACCAAAAAAGAAACAUUUGGAUUACUUGAUUCAGUGCACAAAUGAGAUGAAUGUGAACAUCCCUCAGCUGGCUGACACACUGUUUGAGAGGACCGCCAACACCAGCUGGGUGGUUGUGUUCAAGUCCCUCACCACCACACACCAUCUGAUGGUCUACGGCAAUGAGAGAUUUAUACAAUAUCUGGCUUCAAGGAACACACUAUUCAACCUCAGCAAUUUUUUGGACAAAAGUGGCCUACAGGGCUAUGAUAUGUCAACGUUCAUAAGGAGGUAUAGCCGCUACCUGAAUGAGAAGGCUGUGUCCUACAGACAAGUUGCUUUUGACUUCACUAAAGUGAAAAGAGGGGCUGAUGGAGUGAUGAGAACCGUGAACACAGAGAAACUCCUCAAGACCAUCCCUAUCAUCCAAAAUCAGAUGGAUGUGUUACUUGAUUUUAAUGUCAAUGCCAAUGAACUGACAAAUGGUGUGAUCAACGCAGCCUUCAUGCUUCUGUUCAAAGAUGCCAUCCGACUGUUUGCAGCAUACAAUGAAGGCAUUAUCAACCUCCUUGAGAAAUACUUUGACAUGAAGAAAAUCCAGUGCAAAGAAGGACUUGACAUCUACAAGAAAUUCCUUACACGAAUGACUAGAAUCUCAGAGUUCCUCAAAGUUGCAGAGCAAGUUGGAAUCGAUCGAGGAGACAUCCCUGAUCUGUCGCAGUUUACAGUUUGUGCCCCCAGCAGCCUGCUUGAUGCCCUGGAGCAGCACUUGGCCUCUUUAGAAGGAAAGAAAGUCAAAGAUUCAACAGCAGCCAGCAGGGCUAGCACACUCUCCAAUGCAGUCUCCUCCCUGGCUAACACCGGCAUAUCUUUCACAAAAGUGGACGAGAGGGAAAAACAGGCCGCCCUGGAGGAAGAGCAGACUCUCCUAAAAACACUAAAAGAGCAGCGACUGAAAGAGCUCCAAAAGGAUCCUACUGCAGCAACCACAGACUCAUCCCCUGACUCCACGAUGGGCGGGACCAUGAACUCAGCUCCUGCCAUUGACCUCUUCUCCACCCCGAGUUCCACCAACAGCACCUCCAAGGCAGCCAAUGAACUGCUGGACCUGCAGCCAGCUUUCCAGCAGCCACUGACUCUCUCCACCAGCAACACAUGGGGAGAACCUUUCACCUCUGCUGCUGAAGCUGUGGAGGAAUCCAUUCCCAACUCAAACCCUUUCCUCACACUACCUAUUGUCGAUGCUGUCCACCUGUCCACAGCGUCCUCAGACAAUGUCAGCCUGUCCUCUAGGACUCCUUGCCAUGAAAUAUUUGACUCCUUCUGUGGGCCAAGCCCUUACAACACCACUCCACUCUUCCAAUCUGAGUCCCCAGCUGUUGCUGGUCUAUUCAGAGGGUUUACAGCCUCCCCAACACCCCAGCAGCCACAGAACCCUCGAGGCCUUAAUGUCGACUUUGAGUCAGUAUUUGGCAACAACACCAAUGCUAACAACCUUGAUUAUACAGAUGUUUUAGGUGAUGUCCUCAAACCCACAGUGGCAUCCUCACCCAAUCAGGGCAUGACCCUGAACGGACAACAGGCUCACAAACUGGUAUCCAGCGACCUGGACUCAUCACUGGCCAAUCUUGUUGGCAAUCUGGGAAUUGGCAACGGCACGUCAAAGAAUGAUCUUCACUGGAGUCAGCCUGGUGAGAGGAAGCUGACAGGUGGAAACAACUGGCAACCCAAGAUGGCUCCUUCUACCACCUGGAACCCUGCAGCCAUGGCACCAUCUGUCAUGGCAUUUCCUGCAACCACACCGACGGGCAUGAUGGCAUAUGCAAUGCCUCCCCACAUGGGCUCCAUGAUGAUGACGCAGCCCACUAUGAUGUACAGCCAGCCUGUGAUGAGGCCAGCCAACCCCUUUGGCCCCAAUCCAGGUGCACAGGUAAUGGAUGUCCACACCUACAAUUUCCCACUCCUUCCACAUCUGGGCUCAGUGACCCAGCUUGUCUGAACCAGAGAAACUCAGCAGUUGAGUUUAUUUGCGUGGGUCCAAGCCAUCAAAUCUGACCCUCUCCAUUAGGCUUGUGCUGAUUGGCAAUAUAAUCAUAUAUUUACAAUUGAAUGUUUCUUUUUUCGUCUGACACCAGCCAUUUUAUAUAACUUAAAGAACUAGGAACUAUUCCUUGACACUAAGACUUGAAGUCGCCCAUGGUGGCGUUUCCCUGGCAUGCUGUGAUAAAACUUCCCCCACCUCCUCUAACUCCUACUGUACCUAUUGGCGAUCUUGUGUAACCCCAAUUGGACAAUAUGAAAAUAGACAUGUUCGCCCGACCCAACUCUCCAUUUCUCUGCUCUUCUGUUUUCAUCCUCCUCUGUGACAAAACCCCUUUCACACAGCUUUUUCAAGGCACUACUGUUGCGCAGUUAUUCCGCCUCGCCUUCUGUAUUAAAGGCACCGACACAGAAUGGGGGACAGGGUUGUUCCGUCGUUAAGCCGGCAGGUAGGAACAGAGCCGAAUCGACCUCCGUGUAAAAGGGAAAGCUAGCACGAGAAGCCUUCGCUCUCUCUCACACACACACACACACACACACACACACACACAC
This is a messenger RNA of Etheostoma spectabile (orangethroat darter), 2932 nucleotides long. RefSeq names its product phosphatidylinositol binding clathrin assembly protein a (gene picalma). The record is from RefSeq and is a predicted model, not a curated record. Lineage: Eukaryota; Metazoa; Chordata; Actinopteri; Perciformes; Percidae. Gene Ontology annotation, cellular component: clathrin-coated pit; extrinsic component of presynaptic endocytic zone membrane; synaptic vesicle. Gene Ontology annotation, biological process: clathrin coat assembly; synaptic vesicle budding from presynaptic endocytic zone membrane; clathrin-dependent endocytosis. Gene Ontology annotation, molecular function: phosphatidylinositol-4,5-bisphosphate binding; clathrin heavy chain binding; 1-phosphatidylinositol binding.